Exophiala mesophila is the source of this 933-nucleotide messenger RNA. RefSeq lists its product as uncharacterized. Lineage: Eukaryota; Fungi; Ascomycota; Eurotiomycetes; Chaetothyriales; Herpotrichiellaceae. Bases 42 to 707 code for a protein of 221 amino acids. The record is from RefSeq and is a predicted model, not a curated record. The transcript is spliced from 2 exons. Gene Ontology annotation, biological process: chromosome segregation. Gene Ontology annotation, cellular component: MIS12/MIND type complex.
CAACAUACGAUCGCAGUGUUUCCUUUGGAAGAAACCAAGCCAUGGAUACCAGAAUGUCCAACUCUCCGUCACCGCCUCCACAAGCACCGAUUGCAAGCGCUCCAGGCGCACGAGCGGCGGCCCUUCAUAAAGUCUUUCGCGGCGCGUUGUCGUCUUCAAUUCGGGCAAACUCAUAUGACAACUUCAGCUCGUGUUUUCCCACGCCUGCAAAAUACUGUCCUACGGCACUGGAGGGAGUGUGGAAACAAUUAAAUACACGGCUGGAGGAAGAAUGUAUGAGAGAUUUUGAGAAGAUUUUAGAGGAACGAUCGGUGGUUGAGGGUCUGAAUCAAUGGGAUGGGAUGAUUGAGGAGGCACGACGGGCGAAGAAUAGAGCGGUGGAGGGCGAGGAGCCCCCGGUACCACUGCACAAAUUGAGCGCCGAGGAACUGUAUACUGCCCAUCUCACACCAUUCAUCCAGCAAGCAAGCGAGGAACUGAAUACGAAGCUGCAACAGACGCAACAAGAUAAUGCAAACAAGAUGAACGAAAUCAGUGAACAGCGAGCGGAGAUUGCACGUCUGUUGGCGACACUACAAGGCGCAGUCAAAGAGGUUGAAGCAGGAGUGCAGGCAACCAUGCAAGCUGACGGUGGAGGCUUUGAUGGUAAUAGUCUCAGGACUGAGGUAUGGGAUAUGGAACAAGAAAUUACGGCCACGCGACAAUGACCGAGUGUAUACGAGGAUGAGAGAUGAAUAUCAUGUUAGCAUGGCGUUGGUCGUGAUGCUGGAGGCGCUGAUGGACUAUACAUCCGAAGUCAGGAUAUGGCCGAUAUGAAUUUCCGGGCGUUGGCACACAAAAUAACGGUUUGAAAUAUUUGCUUUUGGUGGUUGAAUUUGUGUAGAUGAGGAAAGCUACGCCAAUUGAAGAAUAUGAUGGACGUUGCUUGGCCGC